AUGGAGAACCAAGCAACCUUCAAGAUGGUCCUCUGCGGUGAUGGUGGUACCACCACUUUCGUCAAGCGUCAUUUGACCGGCGAAUUCGAGAAGAAGUACAUUGCGACUCUCGGUGUCGAAGUCCACCCCCUCACCUUCCACACCAACUUUGGAACCAUCUGCUUCAACGUCUGGGACACGGCAGGCCAGGAAAAGUUCGGUGGUCUCCGCGACGGAUACUAUAUCCAGGGACAAUGCGGUAUCAUCAUGUUCGACGUUACCUCGCGUAUCACCUACAAGAACGUCCCCAACUGGCACCGUGAUCUCGAGCGGGUAUGUGAGAACAUCCCCAUUGUCCUUUGUGGAAACAAGGUCGAUGUCAAGGAACGCAAAGUCAAGACCGGCAACGUCACCUUCCACAGGAAGAAAAACCUCCAAUACUUUGAAAUCUCGGCCAAGUCCAACUACAACUUUGAAAAGCCCUUCCUUUGGCUCGCCAGGAAGCUCGUCGGUAACCAAUCCCUCGAGUUUGUUGCUGCGCCCGCCCUGGCCCCGCCAGAGGUCCAGCUCGACCAGGCCAUGAUUGCGCGAUACGAGGAGGAACUCAAGCAGGCUGCGAACGCGCCUCUCCCGGACGAGGACGACGCCGACCUUUAA
This is a messenger RNA of Dioszegia hungarica, 636 nucleotides long. Its product is annotated as RAN small monomeric GTPase. Bases 1 to 636 code for a protein of 211 amino acids. Gene Ontology annotation, cellular component: cytoplasm; nucleus. The transcript is spliced from 7 exons. Gene Ontology annotation, biological process: protein import into nucleus; ribosomal subunit export from nucleus. The record is from RefSeq and is a predicted model, not a curated record. Lineage: Eukaryota; Fungi; Basidiomycota; Tremellomycetes; Tremellales; Bulleribasidiaceae. Gene Ontology annotation, molecular function: GTPase activity; GTP binding.